CAAUGGGCACCUAUAAAAACACCCGAAUCCGCUCUUUCAAAAGAGACCUCGUGCAACCUUGUACAGUUAAUAUUGUUCAAGUUACAAGCGUUUUAAAACACCUUUCUGCGAUUUUUUUUUAAAUAUGGCUGAAGCACUUUGUAUGUUCGACAGUAGUGAGGACGAAAGCGAUUUUGAGGGGUUUAUAGUCGGCGAAACGGUUGAAUAAACUCUGCCUAUAGCAAGCGGGAACAUCGACGGUUUCAUGGAGAGACAUAGCGGGCAAUUCGGACGACGAUGAAGAGGAGGAGCUUCUUAUUGGCCAAUUAUUGCACAAUGUACAUGUGUGCAAGUACAAUGUACACGUUGGCAAGAAAACCCAACCGAUAAACUUACAAAAAUUCGGCCCCUUAUUUCAAAGCUCGAAAAUGCUUUUCAAGAUGUUUAUGUGCCUGGAAAAAAUAUUUCGAUUGAUGAAGCUUUGAUUAAAUUUAAUGCUCGUUUAUCUUUCAAGCAAUAUAUGCCUAAAAAACCGAAAAAAUUUGGUAUUAAAGUUUGGAUGUUAGCUGAUUCUGAAACUUAUUUUGUGCCGCGUUUUCAAAUUUACUUAGGUAAACAACAAAAUGCCGAUGAAAAUGAUGCAGAACGGGCGCAAGGUCUCGGUUUUAAAGUUGUUGAUUUCCUGGGAAAACCCUACUAUAAUACUUACCGUCAUUUCUAUUUCGAUAACUAUUUUUCCUUGAUUCCUUUACUCGAACAUUUGCUUGCAAAAAAACUUACGCAUGCUCGACCUUGUGCCACAACAGGAAAUAUUUUCCUGUUGAUUUGAAAAAAACAAAACUUAAGCGUGGAGAAAUGAGAACUCGACAAAAUGAAAAUUUAGUUUGUUUGGCAUGGCAAGAUAAACGUUUAGUCACGAUUUUAUUGAUCCACAGCCCGAAGUUUGCGGCCAUUUAGAUGAACGUACUGGAAAAAGGAAAGUCGUUCCCGAGGAAGUGCGAGAAAAACCCGCCGUCAUAUCAUUGUAUAAUAAGUAUAUGAACGGUGUGGACGUAAACGACCAGUAUAGGAGCUACUACCCUGUAAGAGCUCAAUCUAAAAAGUGGUGGAAAUAUUUGGCUUGGUUUCAUUUUACAAAACUUCCAGACUGA
Paramuricea clavata is the source of this 1130-nucleotide messenger RNA. The record is from the annotation of a GenBank genome assembly. Lineage: Eukaryota; Metazoa; Cnidaria; Anthozoa; Malacalcyonacea; Plexauridae.